CCGAGUGAACGGCAUGUGAUUUUAAUUGUCAUCUCGAUGGACGUGUUCAAACAGAUGUCAUUUAAAGAGCUAAUGAAAGUGUUGGGCCUGGGAACUGUGGCAUUUGUUCUGGGUGUGGAGUGGUUAAACUGGCUGACGCGCCGUCUGAGAGACUCUCGAGGGCCCUUAAAGGAAGUGCUUUUCUUCCCUUCCCCUCAAGUCUGCGUCGAGCACCUGUUCACAACUCACCGAAGCUUCCCCUGCGCUUGUCCCUUUCCUCACGGCAUUCAGACGUCCUUCUCCAGGCUCCUCGAGCAUCUCCUCUCUGCACGUACGUCCCUGGAAAUGUGUAUUUUCUCUUUCUCCAAUAUGGAGAUGAGCAGGGCGAUUCUCCUGCUGCACAAACGGGGAGUUGUUGUACGUGUGGUUACAGACAGAGACUACAUGACCAUCACUGGAUCCCAGAUCGGUGCUCUUCGAAAGGCAGGCAUCAGUGUGAGGCAUGAGAUGAGCUCGGCUGUUCAUAUGCAUCAUAAGUUUGCAUUAGUGGAUGGCAGAAAGCUGAUCAGCGGCUCCCUCAACUGGACACUCACCGCAGUCCAGAGCAACAAGGAGAAUGUGAUCAUUACGGAGGAGCCGGAGCUCGUGCGGCCCUUUCAGCAGGAGUUUCUCAAGCUGUGGGAGGCCAGCGAUCCAGUCAAUCACAAGCUCCAAAGCAAAAACGGUCAGAUAAAGAAGUAGUGUACAUGGGGCUUUACGUUUAUGUCCUAAAGGUUUCAUCAGGGAGGAGUUUGUUUCAUAUGUUGAAUAGCUUUUAGAAGUUAGAAUAAUUUUAAUUUCAUGACAAUCUGAACACCUUUUUGACUUUAGGACUUGAGAAAAGUGAAAUAUUUGUUCAGUUCUAUAAAAUUCUAGUUUUUUUUUUUAAAGAUGUGCUGUAAUCUAAGUAAGCACUAGUUACAAUAUACCCAUCUGCUGUGCUAAUUCAUGUCUUUGCUUACCUAGUGUGUAAAGCAAGCUGAAGCCUGUGUGUUUAUAGCCGUGCCUUUAGUUGCUCAAUUCCUAAUGGCUGCUCGCCUUUUGUGUUCCCCUUUUGUAACUUGUGGAUUUUAGAUAAGCUUAUUUCUGUACAUAU
This is a messenger RNA of Danio aesculapii, 1114 nucleotides long. RefSeq names its product phospholipase D family, member 6 (gene pld6). The transcript is spliced from 4 exons. Gene Ontology annotation, molecular function: RNA endonuclease activity producing 5'-phosphomonoesters, hydrolytic mechanism. Gene Ontology annotation, biological process: piRNA processing. The record is from RefSeq and is a predicted model, not a curated record. The coding region runs from base 37 to 720 and encodes 227 amino acids. NCBI's taxonomy places the organism in Eukaryota, Metazoa, Chordata, Actinopteri, Cypriniformes, Danionidae. Gene Ontology annotation, cellular component: mitochondrion.